UAAAUACUCAAUGUUCAAGAGCAAAUUGGUGAACAUGAUCUAUACCUAUUUGAUUCUUAAUAUCUAAAGUGUAUCGUUAGAAUAUGGAUAAAACGAGAGAUUUGGUUCAAGAAGUAAACUCAAAAAAGGUUGAUGGCACAGCCAAUAAUACGAAAUACGAAAGCGAAGCGCUGAAGCAAAUUGUCAAUUUGAUUGACUUUUUCGGUAAAGUUUUGGGUUGGAAAUGCAGCUACGAUUGGACGAGUAAACGCAAUCUACGGCAUUGGCUUGCGACUGUACUUCUUUCAUUCACAUGGACACAGUUUGUUUACACCCAAAUCAACCAUUGUCUCAAUGGUGAAUACAAGCGAACUUUAGAAGUGUUUGCUGUGUACGGCGGGGGAAUAUCGUGCACUCUAAGAGUCAGAUGCUUCAUAAAAUUCAACAAGAAUAUGACGGCUCUACACAAUUUCAGUUUCAAAAUUACUCGACAAGCCGGUAGCUUGACCGAACAAAUUGAAAAGCAGCAACGUCGAAAUUUGAAUUUGUACAAACUCAUUUGUCUGGUAGAAGUGUCGUCGCUCUUAGUGUUCUCGUACAAUCCGCUCAAAUCCUUCAUUCUUCGCGGAGAGUAUCUGUCUCUUCUACCCAUUGAGAUUAUCUUCAUUGAUCAGACGCAGUUGUCUGGAUUCUUAAUGGCGAAUGCUUUCAUGGCAGUGAUGGGUGUGGUUCUAGUGUGGAAAUCUAUGUUUAUAGCCAUGAAUUUUGUCGCAUCAAUAUCGAAUUACGCGAUUCAAGUGGACCUUAUCGAAUUUGAUAUUAAGCAACUGGACGCGCUCUGGGAAAACACGAACACAAACAGUUUGUCGGAGCGACAUUCGUUCCUCAGGAACAUUUGUCAGAAAUGUCAGGAUAAGGAUAAUUUCCUUGCCGAAGUUAAGAACAUCUUCGACGAAACAAUUUUCUAUUACUUUGCGGCACAAUACAUCUCUCAAAUUAUUUGCCUGUACGAAAUCGAAAUGGAGAAUUGGAUUCCCGGCUAUGGGAUUGCGUAUGGUAUGUUUGUGGAAAUGUUAUUCCAUUGUUGCUUUGGAACCAAGGUCACGAUCGCAAAUGAUCGGAUGUACUACAUCCUAGUUCAAUCCAAGUGGUACACCUACGAUCUGCAUUCUCAGAAAAUAUUUUUGGACUUAUUGAACUCCAAUAUGAAUGCACAAGAAUUGUGGAUUGGACCGUUGGCACCGCUGUCAGUCACCACUGGAAUUCAGAUUGUCAAAAGCAUCUACUCUUAUUACACAUUUUUGGCCGAAGCAGUUUAGUAGUCAGUAGUAGGCAGAGUUUUCGAAUGAUUACCACAUCAAUAAUAAAAUUAAUUAAAUUAAUCUAAAAAUAUUGCAACUUACAUAUAAAGCACAAAUUGAUGUAGGAGGUGAGGAAUAGUGAUAAACACACUUUUGAUCUGAAAUUCGUUUCUAGAGCCGAGUACACCUAACAACCGCUUUAAUUCACGAAACAAACAUCAAUUUGCUUCACCAUUUUCAAAACCAAAUCAAGUGACAGUCGCAAUGAGACAAGAUUCUCG
Messenger RNA from Bradysia coprophila, 1561 nucleotides. RefSeq lists its product as uncharacterized. Gene Ontology annotation, cellular component: plasma membrane. Gene Ontology annotation, molecular function: olfactory receptor activity; odorant binding. The record is from RefSeq and is a predicted model, not a curated record. Gene Ontology annotation, biological process: sensory perception of smell; detection of chemical stimulus involved in sensory perception of smell. Lineage: Eukaryota; Metazoa; Arthropoda; Insecta; Diptera; Sciaridae.